ACGGGCCCCGGGAGGGGUCUGUGGCCUGGUUGAAGGGGGGAAAAACCGGCGUGAGAAAUGUCCCAGAGAAAGCGGUGUAGGUUGUCGGGCUUCUCUCAGGGAGAUGAUGGGGAUGAAGAUUUCAACUUGACCCAGACGCCGACGCACAGCCAGGUGCAGAGGAACCUGGAGAGGCGGUCGCAGGAUCAAGUAAAUCAGAAGGUGAGUGAGCUGGUUCAGUUCUUGCUUGUGAAAGACCAGAAGAAGAUCCCCAUCAAGAGGGCAGAUAUCCUGAAGAAAGUCAUCCGGGAAUACAAAGAUGUCUACUCAGAGAUUGUCAACCGGGCGGGCAGGACCCUGCAGCAGGUCUUUGGGCUGCAGCUGGUGGAGAUCGACACCAAACACCACAUCUACAUCCUCACCAGCGACCUGCCCCGCGCCGAGGGGGAGAACAUGCGCAGGGACAACCAGACAGCUAAGCUGGGGCUCCUCAUCGUCAUCCUCAGCUUCAUCUUCAUGAAGGGCAAUUCUGUCAAAGACGGCGCUGUCUAAUUCCUUCGCCGGCUCCGGCUGCAACCAGGGGAGCGACACGAGGUCUUUGGGGAUGUCAAGAAGCUGGUGACGGAGGAGUUUGUGCGGCAGAAGUACCUAGAGAUCACCCCCAUCCCCUUAACGGACCCCCCCGAAUUCAAGUACCAGUGGGGGCCGCGGGCGGCCAAGGAGACCUCCAAGAAGGACGUGCUGCGCUUCGUGGCCAAGAUCCAAGGGAAGGACCCGACGUUCUGGACGAGCCAAUACAACGAGGCCGAGGCCACCCCCUGAUUUCCGCCCCCCACCCCCCAAAAUAAAGAGACCCUUUUGGGGUGCAGCCCCACAAUCUCCAGGCUCAGUGCUUCGUUAAGGAAAUAAGCCAGCAGGCAGCGCAUGACGGCUUGGUGGCAGACGACCAGCACGUUCUCCUGCCGCUCCAGCUCCAUGAUGACGGGCUCCAACCGCUGC
Chroicocephalus ridibundus (black-headed gull) is the source of this 978-nucleotide messenger RNA. RefSeq names its product non-structural maintenance of chromosomes element 3 homolog. The record is from RefSeq and is a predicted model, not a curated record. Gene Ontology annotation, cellular component: nucleus. Lineage: Eukaryota; Metazoa; Chordata; Aves; Charadriiformes; Laridae.